CCAGGGACGCGGCAGUGGCGGCCCGGGACCGGCGGGAUCAGCAUGGGGAAGCAGAAGAAGGCGCGGAAGUACGCGGUCAUGAAGCGCAUGAUCAGCCUCCGGGAUGAGCGCCUUAAAGAGAAGGAUCGCGCAAAAGCCCCCGUGAAGAAGAAGGAGGACCCGAGUGCCAUCAAAGAGCGAGAGGUCCCCCAGCAUCCCUCUUGCUUGUUCUUCCAAUAUAAUACACAGCUGGGUCCCCCUUACCACAUCCUGGUUGACACUAACUUCAUCAACUUCUCCAUCAAGGCCAAACUGGACCUAGUGCAGUCGAUGAUGGACUGUCUCUAUGCCAAGUGUAUUCCGUGUAUCACAGAUUGUGUAAUGGGUGAAAUCGAGAAGCUGGGACAGAAGUACCGUGUGGCAUUAAGAAUUGCCAAGGACCCUCGGUUUGAACGCUUGCCAUGUAUGCACAAAGGAACCUACGCCGAUGACUGCUUGGUGCAGAGGGUCACUCAGCACAAAUGUUACAUUGUGGCCACAGUGGAUAAAGAGCUCAAGCGGAGAAUACGAAAAAUCCCUGGAGUGCCCAUAAUGUAUAUUUCCAGGCACAGGUACAAUAUUGAGAGGAUGCCAGAUGAUUAUGGAGCUCCCCGAUUCUAACCUGUCCAGUCAAGCCAUCAAUGCCCGGACUGUGAGCCAGGAUAAGGAUCCUUCUGAUUCUACCCUCCUUCUUUCUUCUUUUGUUGGAACUCUGCUCAUAGGACUCUGGACAGCACCAAACUGACUUCUUAACCUUGUUUUUAUAAGAAAAAGCUAUUUUGAAGAAUCUGGUUUUCUUAAUCCAUCCUCUGCCUUGGUCUGAUUACCUACAGCUGGGAGAAGCAUAUGGGAAACAGAGGGCAGCAGGACCAAGAAUGUGCCUAGCUCUGCAUCGGGACCAUUGGAAAACGUGAUUUCAGCAUUCUGAAUGAAAUACUGCUCAUGCAACUCUUACUAAGAAUUAAACCACAAGAGAUUUUAAAAGUU
Pyrgilauda ruficollis (rufous-necked snowfinch) is the source of this 1005-nucleotide messenger RNA. It is a transcript of the gene FCF1, whose product is annotated as FCF1 rRNA-processing protein. The transcript has 8 exons. The record is from RefSeq and is a predicted model, not a curated record. The coding region runs from base 43 to 639 and encodes 198 amino acids. Lineage: Eukaryota; Metazoa; Chordata; Aves; Passeriformes; Passeridae. Gene Ontology annotation, cellular component: nucleolus; small-subunit processome.